Molecule: messenger RNA, 1948 nt
Organism: Monosiga brevicollis MX1
Lineage: Eukaryota; Choanoflagellata; Craspedida; Salpingoecidae
Exons: 5
Coding region: 1-1638 (545 amino acids)
Source: RefSeq, a predicted model, not a curated record
AUGGUGGGGCCGGAGCUGUUGGCGGCGGGGGUGUGGGAGGUACAGGCGGGGCAGGAGGUGGGGGUGACGCAGCGGUUGGGGGAGUAUUGUCGGAGGGCGUUUGAGGGGGUGGAUUUGGAGCAGUAUGCCCGGCCAGAGCUGGUGGAUCUGCAGCAGGCGGGGGAGCCGGCCAUGGCACAGGAGGUGACUCGACUGCGACAGGCCGACGCUCGGACCACAUUGUAUCGCUUACGCCUCGAACAGGCUUGUGCUGCCCUUGAGGCCGAGCAGCGAUGUGCUCAGCAACUCUUGCCAGCGCUUCAUGCUCUCCCCCUGGGUCCCCAGCAGCUGGACGCCGCCAGCCUCGGGUUCUUGGCUGUCGUUCUUGCCCAUGUCCUCAUCCGGAUCCUCGGUCACCCAGGCGACAAGCCAGCGAGCGUGAAGCCACGGCGGCUCGCCUUGAUGAAGAGCUGCACGAAAUCAGACCUGGAGGACGCCGGGACCCGCCAUCAGCGGCCCCUGGAGGUGAUUGCGAGCCAUGACACGGCCAUGUUGGACCUUGCCAAAGCCGUUGUCGGGCCGAAUAAGGAAUUGGCAUCGUACGAGGAUGUGCGCGUGGGUCUGGAGCAGUUACUGGAGAGGCACCAUGAGGCGCAACAACGCAAUUCGCGCUUGCACACGUCGCUGGCCGAGCAGGUUUACAAGACCGAACACGUGCUGGGAGGCGCCAUGAAGUAUGCCUACCACCCUGCCGGUCACUUGAUUGAGACUGACAGCAGCUUGACGGACCGAAACCGACGCGCUGUUUUCGACGCCUGGGGCCGGUACUGGAACCUGUCGCGCCCAGUGCUGGUGGAAAAGUCACCGCGCCACACCAUCAUGACUCGCUACCUGCAAACCAUGUUCACGCCGGACAAGUCACGAUUCCUUGUUAUCAUGCGCCACCCGCUCGCCGCUUCCCACUACGAAUGGUUCCGCAACCGCAAGUACGACGAGGCUCGUGGCCACUGUGGUCGCCCCUGGAUUGAACACUGGCUCGCCAUCUAUCGCUGGGUCCGCGAGGACAUUCCCCACCUGCGUGAGGCCCGCGUCUUCCAGUAUGAACGCAUGUUGGCCGGGGCCCCCAUGCUGCAAGACUCGCGCCUACUCGCCAAGGCCUGGGUCAACGCUCUCUAUCGCUUCAUGGGCCUCGAAGAAGAUGUCGUGGACAUUGAAUACCAAAAGGCGGCACGCCCCGACGAAACCAUGCCCCUUGAACUCCACGCUCUUCACGAGAUGGAUGACGGCGCGUCCAACAACGGCGCCCGUCGUCGCCGCCUGCUUGGCCUCAACUUGACCACCGAACGCCUGGACGACGAUAUCUGGGAGCCAGAAGUGGCCGUCGAUCCCGCACCCCAGCUUGGCGGAUCUGCCCGGACCGGUCGCAAAUUGCUCGAAUUUUACGGUGGCAACCGCCUUCAGGUGCGCGUCAACGACCGCCUUGUUUACCACUGGAUCCCUCAGUGGUAUGACCUGAUUGACAUGGAGUCUGAGGUUUGCCAAGGCGUGAUUGACGACUAUGAGCGCGAGCUGAACGAGUACGGCUACUCGCUCAAGGUUCUCAACUACGCCGCCCCACCCCCGGCCUUUGUGGACAACCACGUCCAACUUCGCCCCUAAACCCAAAACAACAUUGCCCCGCCUCCCCCUAAGCUAAUUUCAAAAUGCAGUGCGACGUCCUUGGACCAAACCGCCGCGCGACAUUUUUAUUAUUUUUUUUUCUUCUUGUUGCUUGUCUCCAUGACCCAUCUUUAGCUGCGUGUUUGUUGCCUGUCUUUGUGUGUCCGUGUUUGUUAUGUCGCAUCCUGGUGUGUGUGAGCAACCCAACUUACCAGCCCAGUCUUCGGUCAACUUGAUAAGGCGCGCCCAUGCUCAUGAUCAAAACACACACACACAAGGCCCAAGGUGUCUGCUUGGCAAAUCUGACCCA